AUGAUUUGUAGGUAUGAAACUGAGGUCAUUGGUGAGAUUGCUGAACAAGUCUUUGCAAAGCAUCGAAAGAUCAAACAACUAUUGGAUAAAUUUGAUUCUGAAUUUGAAGCGGUCGAACCACUUUUGAACCUUGAAUCUUGUGAUACUGUUCGUAUGGUGGGAAUUUAUGAAGAUCCUAAAAUAGGCAAAAGUUACAUAACAACAUUUGCAUUUGAGCUAUACUAUAAGAUCAAAUACAAGUUCAGAGCGGCAAGUUUUCUUGUUGAUGUUAUUAAACAGUUAAGGAAAAACACCGCUAAUGGCUUGGAAAAUCUCCACAAGGAUCUUCUUUCUGAUAUGGGUGUGGAAACCAUGCAGGAGUUGCAACAUAAGAGAGUGCUUCUGGUUCUGGAAGGGGUUAAUAGUGACAAGCAUUUGGAGUUUCUAGUGGGAAUGGGAAUAGGUCAUUGGUUUGGUCUUGGUAGUAGGAUCAUCAUAACAACAGAAAACAAAGAUCUCUUUCAGAAUCAUCCUGUGAUGGAUGGUGUUGAGCUUAAGACACAUUGCUUUGGUGAAGGUGAAUUCAGUGGCAGAAAUAGGAUUGUAAAGGAAAGGAAUGUAGUGAAAGAUUUCAUCGAUGUGAUUAAUCAACUGAGAGAAGAAAAUUCAAUGAGGAGCAAUGUUGUUUCAAUUGUCAGUGAAAUAUUCACGGUGCAUUGGCAACUGUUUCCAAAGAUUAUAGAGAAAAGAUGUUUUCUCAAGCCUUCAUCGUUCUUUGAUGCCAUCCACAGCUAUACCCGAAAAUGA
Molecule: messenger RNA, 786 nt
Organism: Arachis stenosperma
Lineage: Eukaryota; Viridiplantae; Streptophyta; Magnoliopsida; Fabales; Fabaceae
Product: disease resistance protein RPV1-like
Exons: 1
Coding region: 1-786 (261 amino acids)
Biological process (GO): defense response
Source: RefSeq, a predicted model, not a curated record